AACAAAGCUCCGAAAAUCCUCGAAUCAUGAAAUUCGACCGUUAGAACCAAAAACCCCAAUCCUAUCAAAACCCCACACUUUUAAAACCUAAAAGCCAAUCCCUAAUUUCACUUUCCAUUCUCUGUUCUUCUUCACCUUCUUAAACCUCAACAGUCUCUCUUUAUUUAAUUGAUUGAUCAAUUACAGAGAGAUUGUCAUUUCAAAUCAUUCUAUUGAGAAAUCGAGGAAAAACCCAGGGAAAAAAAUGGAGUUAGAACAAAGGAGAAAUAGUGGGAUUAAUCUCCCAUCUGGGAUGUCUCAAUCAUCACUUAGACUCCAAACUUUUCGAUCAACCUCAAAAUCAACAAAUGAAACUACUCCAUUUAGAUCUAAUAUUAAUUUACAAUCUCCAAGAUCAGUAUCAUCCCCCAGAUCCAUCACUAGUCUAUCAUCUGCAACUUGUUCGCCGACAUCAAAGAAAUCCAUUUGCAGUGACAGAUUUAUACCUUGCAGAUCAUCUUCUAGGCUUCAUGCAUUUGGGUUAAUUGAGAAGCCUUCCCCUACUAAAAAUAGGAAAGAAGGGGGAAAUACUAAUACUAAUACUAAUACUAAUCAUGAAGCUUAUACUAGGUUGUUAAAGCAAGAAUUAUUUGGGGCUGAUUUUGCUUCUCCUUGUUCUGCUGCAGGUUCACCUAUGAGUAGUCCUAACAAGAACAUAUUGAGAUUCAAGAUGGAGUAUUCUUCCCCUAGUUCAGCCUUUUCUCCCUCGGGGCUCGGCCAGGAUUCCGGGCUUUCUAGUGAGGUGUCUACUCCUCCCAAGCUGCCUAGGAAGGUUCCCAAGACACCCCAUAAGGUUUUGGAUGCACCAUCAUUACAGGAUGAUUUCUACUUGAACCUGGUUGAUUGGUCUUCUCAAAAUUUGCUUGCGGUUGGUCUUGGUACCUGUGUUUACCUGUGGAAUGCAUCAAAUAGCAAAGUAACAAAAUUGUGUGAUCUAGGACCAAAUGAUGGUGUUUGUGCAGUUCAAUGGACAAGAGAGGGUUCCUAUGUUUCUGUUGGAACAAGUAAUGGUCAAGUCCAGGUGUGGGAUGGUACUCAAUGCAAAAGGGUAAGAACUUUGAGCGGUCAUCAAACAAGAGCAGGUGUUUUGGCAUGGAGUUCGCGUAUUUUAGCCUCUGGAAGCAGAGACAGGAACAUACUUCAGCAUGAUCUUCGCGUCUCGAAUGACUAUGUCAGCAAGCUGGUUGGGCAUAAAUCCGAGGUGUGUGGGUUAAAAUGGUCUCAUGAUGAUAGGGAACUUGCAUCAGGAGGCAAUGACAAUCAGCUCCUGGUGUGGAACCAGCAUUCUCAGCAGCCAGUCCUGAAGCUAACUGAGCACACAGCUGCCGUGAAGGCCAUAACUUGGUCGCCCCACCAAAGUGGUCUACUUGCUUCUGGGGGUGGCACGGCUGAUCGCUGUAUUCGGUUUUGGAACACUACAAAUGGGAAUCAAAUAAACAGCAUUGAUACAGGAAGUCAGGUGUGCAAUCUAGCAUGGAGUAAGAAUGUGAACGAACUAGUUAGCACCCAUGGAUAUUCUCAGAAUCAAAUAAUGGUGUGGAAGUAUCCGUCGCUUUCAAAGGUUGCUACCUUGACAGGACAUAGUUUACGAGUUCUAUAUCUCUCUGUUUCCCCUGAUGGUCAGACCAUAGUAACUGGAGCUGGAGAUGAGACCUUACGGUUCUGGAAUGUCUUCCCUUCUGUUAAAACAUCGGCACCAGUCAAAGAAACGGGGUUGUGGUCAUUGGGAAGAACCUAUAUUCGUUGAGAUCUGCUGUCAGCAAUGGUAAAGGUCCAUAAUUAAUAAGUAAAUAAUAUGUAUAGUGGAAGCUUUGUAUAGUUUAAACACCAAAAACAUGUGUGACAGUGACACGAAAGUUUAGUGUGAUUAUAAUAUUUAUACUGGAAGAUCGAAUGCCUUCAUGCACAGUGUAUUUUUGCACAAAUUUAUUCAUCCAAAUUAUAGAGUUCUUUAAUUAUUUCAUCAAAAACCAUUAUAUUUUUACAAUUAUUUCAUUUAAAAUUGUAAAUACUAAGCUCUUGCUGUAAAAUCAAUUUUUCUAUCUAAAAGGGUGUUUGAUAUGCAA
Messenger RNA from Amaranthus tricolor (Joseph's coat), 2105 nucleotides. Its product is annotated as protein FIZZY-RELATED 3. Gene Ontology annotation, cellular component: anaphase-promoting complex. Lineage: Eukaryota; Viridiplantae; Streptophyta; Magnoliopsida; Caryophyllales; Amaranthaceae. Gene Ontology annotation, molecular function: ubiquitin ligase activator activity; protein binding; anaphase-promoting complex binding. The record is from RefSeq and is a predicted model, not a curated record. The transcript is spliced from 10 exons. The coding region runs from base 245 to 1786 and encodes 513 amino acids. Gene Ontology annotation, biological process: positive regulation of anaphase-promoting complex-dependent catabolic process; anaphase-promoting complex-dependent catabolic process; positive regulation of ubiquitin protein ligase activity.